Colius striatus (speckled mousebird) is the source of this 1656-nucleotide messenger RNA. RefSeq names its product proprotein convertase subtilisin/kexin type 9 (gene PCSK9). Lineage: Eukaryota; Metazoa; Chordata; Aves; Coliiformes; Coliidae. Gene Ontology annotation, biological process: proteolysis. Bases 16 to 1656 code for a protein of 546 amino acids. The record is from RefSeq and is a predicted model, not a curated record. Gene Ontology annotation, molecular function: serine-type endopeptidase activity. The transcript has 11 exons.
GCCUUCCUGGUGAAGAUGAGCAGCGACGUCCUGGACAUGGCGCUGAAGCUGCCACACGUGGAGUAUGUCGAGGAGGAUGCCUAUGUCUUUGCCCAGAGCAUCCCCUGGAACCUGGGCAGGAUCGUGCCACCACAGCCCAGAUCAGGCGCCUACAGCCCUCCCAAUAAAGGUGACCUGGUGGAGAUUUACCUGCUGGACACCAGCGUGCAGAGCACCCAUCGGGAGAUCGAGGGCAGAGUGCUUGUGACUGACUUUGAGAGAGUCCCUGAGGAGGAUGGCACCCGCUUCCACAGGCAGGCCAGCAAGUGUGACAGCCACGGGACCCACAUGGCCGGGGUGCUGAGUGGGCGCGACGCCGGCGUGGCCACAGGUGCCAGCAUCCACAGCCUCCGUGUGCUGAACUGCCAGGGAAAGGGCACCGUCAGUGGCACCCUCAUCGGUCUGGAGUUUAUCAAGGCGAGGCUGGAGGCUGAGCCCCGCAUGCCGCUGCUGGUGCUGCUGCCCUUUGCCGGCGCCUACAGCCGCGUGCUGAACGCCGGCUGCCGGCACAUGGCGCAGCUGGGAGUGGUGAUGGUGGCGGCUGCCGGCAACUACAAGGACGAUGCCUGCCUGUACUCACCAGCUUCUGAGCCGGAGGUCAUCACGGUCGGUGCCACCAACAGCGAGGACCAACCCGCCUCCAUCGGCACCCUGGGCACCAACUUUGGCCGCUGCGUGGACCUGUUUGCCCCAGGGGACGACAUCAUCGGCGCCUCCAGCGACUGCAGCACGUGCUUCACGGCACAGAGCGGGACGUCGCAGGCGGCCGCGCACGUGGCAGGUAUCGCCGCCAUGCUGCUCAGCGCCGAGCCCCAGCUCAGCCUCGCCGAGCUCCGGCAGCAGCUCCUGCACUUCGCCACCAAGAACACCAUGGACAUGGCGUGGUUCCCCGAGGAGCAGCGGCUCCAGACGCCCAACAGCGUGGCUGGGCUGCCCGCCCAGCUGGGCACAGAUGAGCAGCUGUACUGCCGCUCCGUGUGGUCGGCGCGCUCAGGGCUCACCCGGCACGCUACAGCUGUGGCUCGCUGCGCCAGUGCCGAGGAGAUGCUCAGCUGCUCCAGCUUCUCCCACAGCAGCAGGCGGCUGGGGGAGCACAUGGAGGUCAAGGACGGGCAGAAGCAGUGUGUGGCCCACAACGCCUUCCGGGGCCAGGGUGUCUAUGCCAUCGCCAGGUGCUGCACGUGGCCCAGGGCCGAGUGUCGGAUCAACGCCAGCUCCCUGUCGGCUCUGGGGGCCGCCUGCUCCCCGCAGGACCAUGUGCUGACAGGGUGCAGUUUCCACUCCCCGGCCGCAGCGCUGGGUGAGAGUGGCAGACCCGUGCCAGGGCCCGGGAGCAGGCCCGGCAGCUGCUCAGGCAGGACGGGGCUGGUGGCACACGCCUCGUGCUGCCCCGCCGCCAGCCUCGAGUGCCGGGUGAGGGAGCACACAUCCCAGGGCUCUGUGGAGAAGGUGACGGUGUCCUGUGGGGACGGCUGGACGCUGACAGGCUGCAACGCGCACUCCCAGAGCCCCGGCACCACGGGCGCCUACGCCGCGGGCGACACGUGCGUGGCAGCCGGCGCCCCGGGCAGCGCAGCGGCCGCGGCCGUCGCCAUCUGCUGCCGGAGCCGGCGGUAG